Trichoderma atroviride IMI 206040 is the source of this 3088-nucleotide messenger RNA. RefSeq lists its product as uncharacterized. Gene Ontology annotation, biological process: SCF-dependent proteasomal ubiquitin-dependent protein catabolic process. The record is from RefSeq and is a predicted model, not a curated record. Gene Ontology annotation, cellular component: SCF ubiquitin ligase complex. Lineage: Eukaryota; Fungi; Ascomycota; Sordariomycetes; Hypocreales; Hypocreaceae. Gene Ontology annotation, molecular function: protein binding.
AUGCGCAACGUGCACGACAGCAAACGGCGUUCGCGCGAGUCGAGCGAAGCUCCGGCGUCUCCUGAUGCGGGCAUUGCCCCGACUCCGCCUGACGUGCCUUUCAAGGGCAGAAACCGCCAGCGGAUUCUGCGCGGCAUACAGCGCAUCUCCUCAUCACCGUCCCUUCCUGGCCUUGGACGGCCCAGAGCUAUCAGCAACCCCUAUAGUAUCCGUCGUGGCUCUAUAUCCUGCGUCAGUCUGUCCACCGCUGGACCAUCACAGACCUCGUCCAGCGCCAGAUCUGCCACGCCGCAGCUAUCACAUCUGAAUUUGAAGGGUGUCGCAGGCCCAGAUUCUCCAACUGGCAAAAGAGAGGCGACGCUUGAAGUAACGGAACUCGAUGACACCGAGGAGUGUUUGGCCAUCCGAAAAAUCCAGCAUGGCUCUCCCAACACCUCGUCUGCUACAUCAUCCUUGCCGUCUGAACUCAAGGGGCGGACUAAACCCGUAGAAAAGAAGGAUUUCUACUUUUGGGAUAACAUGCCUCAUGAAGUCCGAAUCCACAUCUUUUCCUUUUUCCGGCCCAAGGAGCUGGUUCGAUUAUCAAGAGUAAGCAAAUCGUUCUACGGCUUCUGCUUUGACGGCCAACUAUGGACGUCAAUCGACGCAUCCGAGUUUUAUCAAGAUAUUCCCGCUGCGUCCUUGGCGCGUAUCAUCGCUGCUGCUGGUCCUUUUAUCAAGGACUUGAACCUAAGAGGAUGCGUUCAGGUUGAGCAUUACAAACGGACUGAAAUCAUAGUCAAGUCCUGCAAGAAUCUCAUGAACGCGACACUCGAAGGCUGCCGGAACUUUCAGAAGAAUACGCUGCAUAGUCUCCUACGGAGCAACGAGAAGCUAGUCAAUCUGAAUUUGACGGGCCUUUCAGCAGUGACAAACACAUCAUGCAGCAUCAUUGCCGAGUCAUGUCCUCAGUUAGAGAGCUUCAAUGUCUCUUGGUGUCAAAAAGUCGACGCUCGCGGGAUCAAAACGAUCAUCGAUGCGUGCGCAAGGCUGAAAGAUGUCCGCGCCGGCGAAGUCAGGGGAUUUGACAAUGUUGCAACGGCCGAGUCUAUUUUCCACACCAAUAAUCUGGAGAGGCUGGUUCUCAGCGGAUGCUCCGAGCUGAAUGAUGAAGCGUUGAAGAUUAUGAUGCACGGGGUAGAUCCCGAAAUCGACAUUCUGACGGGCAUCCCUGAAGUUCCACCCCGUCGGCUUCGCCAUCUUGACCUGAGCCGCUGUAUCAGACUUACCAGCACAGGCGUGAAGGCGAUUGGCCAUUUAGUCCCGGAACUGGAAGGAUUGCAACUAUCAGGGUGCAAAUCUUUGACCGACGCGGCACUCGAGCCUAUCCUGGCAUCAACACCGAGGCUCACACAUCUCGAGUUGGAAGAUCUCGAGGAGAUUACCAACACUCUUCUCUCUGAGCAUCUUGCCAAGGCGCCGUGCAUCAGCAUCCUGGAACACCUGGCUCUGAGCUACUGUGAAAACGUUGGAGAUCUCGGGAUGCUUCCCGUUAUGCAAAAGUGUGUGCGGCUGAAGAGUGCUGAGCUUGAUAAUACGAGAAUCAGCGACUUGGUGCUUGCAGAAGCCGCUUCGAUGGUCGUCAAGCGCUCCAAGCCAUCCCCCGGAGCCAACACUCGGCCCAAGGUAACGCUGCGGCUGGCAGUAUACGACUGCCAAAAUGUAACUUGGACGGGUAUUCGAGAAGUCUUGUUCAGAAACGCUCAAAUCAGGCACGUGGUAGGGCAGCCGAUGGGGAUCACGUAUCCAACUGAGAGCAUCGGCUUGAAAUGCUUCUACGGCUUUCAGAUGACCGUUGACGAGCACCAGAAGAGAGUCCUUCGGGGCGAUCUCGUGUCUGCCGGGCGGCUGGAAAGAAAGUGGGCAGACUACAUGCAGGCGAAUGAAGAGGCCGGCGCAGGGGGGGCGGGAUAUCGAAGGCGCCGACGUCGGGCGAGACAUGCGCAAGCCCUCCACGCGGAUGAAGAGGACGGCGGCGUGGUCGGUCGGCGCAGAGCAAGGACAUUGGGUUCCUGCUCUGUAAUGUGAGCGGUGUAGGCCACCAAAGGGGGACAUGUUUGGAUUCCUGUUUUUUUCCCCCAUGACACGAAUUUACAUCGUCACCACCACAUUCAGCUCAUUUACACAAGGCAAGAGAAAGAAAAAGGUGGAUUUUGGGCUCUCAUUUUCUAUUUUGCUUUUACUAUGAUCUUGGUACACAAUUCUUGUUGAUUGCAUAUGGCAAAGGCGUUUUUCUGGAAAGCCAUAUGGUAUGGUAGUAGAACAGGGAGGGAGUUGAUCUGGCCUUUUUUUUUUUUAUCCUUUCUUUUUUUUUUUUUCUUCUUAACGCCUCACUUAACUGCCGGCAAAGAUCAGGCGCCUGUGAAAGCAAGAUGCUGGGCAUUUUGGGCUGGCCUAACCUAGGGACGCAGCAAUGCUUUGCUCCGGGUGUGGUUAUUUUUGUCUCAAAGACGGUUGAAAUCGGGAACUGCUUAGCGCCCAGUCUGUGACUGUCCUGGCUGCAAGCUUACUCUCUAGUUUGAUGCAAAUAGAAUGAUUUCCUCUCAUGCAUGCCUACUUGUCCUCUUGAUAUCUUGCCAUGUGUCACUUCGCCUCUGGACGUCUAUGCAGGCCCUCCUGGUGGGCAGCUGCCCGUAUUCACAGGAUAAGGAGAUGCAGGGAGAGAGAGAGAGAUGAAAAAAGGAAGAGGGGGUAUGGGGAGAAGGGGGCUUUCGUCUAGAGAAGCAUGAAAGCGAAAGCCUGGAUUAUGCAGGCCCGGCAGAUGAAAACUCGGUGUGGCCUGCUUCUCUCAGCAAGCGAUGGGCGUUUGUUUUUGGCGUACUUGGAUGUCUCGAGGAGGAGAAGGGGGACACAUACAUGCCGGUGUCGUAUCUUGGGUGUCUACCUACGCAGCUUGACCGCAACUCUUCUGCUCGUGUACUACCAUGUGUCAAUGGUACGAGGCGAGUCCUUUUGGAUACAUGUGCUUGAUUCAACAAGACUUGAUUCCCUUUGCGUAAAAGGUACUAGUUUGGUGUAGGUGGUGUCGUGGUACUUUCUCCAUCCCUGC